AUGGGUCUGCUGCAGAAUAUGCAAAAUCAGAAUAUGAAUUUGGUUUUGUCAACUGAUGCAAAGCCCAGGCUAAAAUGGACUCCAGAACUUCAUCAAAGAUUUGUUGAAGCAGUCAAUCAGCUUGGAGGGGCAGACAAGGCCACACCAAAGAGUUUGAUGAGGGUGAUGGGAAUUCAUGGACUCACUCUGUACCACCUAAAGAGCCACUUACAGAAAUACAGGCUAGGGAAAAGCCAACAGUCAGAAAACUGCACUGACAUUAAGCAAGAAGAUUACAAAGAGAUUCAGAGCAGUGAUGAUCAUUUCGACACAGAUAUCAGUGAUGAAACUCACUGUCAGAUUAAUGAAAGCUUGCAGAUAGCUGAGUCUCUCCAAUUACAAAUGGAAGUGCAGAGGAAACUUCAUGAACAAAUUGAGGUGCAGAGACAUCUUCAGCUAAGAAUUGAAGCUCAAGGGAAGUAUUUACAAACAGUAUUAAAGAAAGCACAAGAAACUCUUUCUGGGUAUAGUUCUUCUUCAGUGGGAGUAGAACUUGCAAAGGCUGAACUCACUCAGUUAGUCUCAAUGGUUAACAAUGGAUGUCCCAGUUCUUCAUUCUCAGAAUUAACUGAAACAGGAACUUCAAGCCUAAAAUACAUAGAGAGGAAACAAAUGAGAGGCUCCAUGGAAAGUUCCUUGACAUCUUCUGAAAGUUCAGGAAGGAAGGAAGAGAAGCAACCAAUGCAUAAGCAUGGUGGUGAUCCUGAAAAGUCUAAUACAACCUGUGUGGAGCUACCAUUGAUGGACAUCCACCCAGAAAAUAAGCCAUGGAAUAAUGUUACAAACAAUCAUGUUAUUGGGAGGAAGAGAAGCAGCAGUCCCAUUUCUGAUGGUAUCUGUGUUGAGCAACCAAUUUCUAAAAGGACACCAACACAAAGGGACAAAAGUGGCCAGCAUCUGAGAAAGUCUGGAUUAUCGGCCACAAUUGAUCUGAACAGAAAAUAUCAGAAUGACAUUGAUUCUGGUCCAAAAGUAAUAGACUUGAAUUGCAAGGGAAUUUAA
Messenger RNA from Prunus armeniaca (apricot), 1041 nucleotides. NCBI's taxonomy places the organism in Eukaryota, Viridiplantae, Streptophyta, Magnoliopsida, Rosales, Rosaceae. The record is from the annotation of a GenBank genome assembly.